AAGCGGCAAGUCUCCAUGGCGGCGGCUGCAGCGGCGGGGCCGGUGUUCUGGAGGCGGCUGCUGGGCCUCCUGCCUGGCCGCCCCGGGCUGGCCGCGCUCCUGGGGCGCCUGUCCGACCGCCUCGGCAGGAACCGGGACCGCCGGCGCAGGAGGUCACCAUGGCUGUUGUUGGCUCCUUUGCUGUCCCCAGCUGUCCCCCAGGUCACCUCGCCUCCUUGCUGCCUGUGUCCGGAGGGUGUGCACCGGUUCCAGUGGAUCCGAAACCUGGUUCCAGAGUUUGGAGUCUCCAGUUCUCAUGUCAGCGUGCUUUCUUCACCGACAGAGUUUUUUGAGCUCAUGAAGGGGCAGAUAAAAGCAGCCAGGAGGCGGGUCGUGAUGGCAUCCCUCUACCUGGGCACGGGUCCUUUGGAGCAGGAACUCGUGGAUUGCCUGGAAAGCACUCUGGAAAAGUCACUCCAAGCAAAGUUUCCCUCUGACCUCAAGGUGUCCAUUCUCUUAGACUUCACGCGGGGCUCAAGAGGAAGGAAGAACUCGCGCACGAUGCUGCUCCCCCUCCUGCAGAGGUUUCCAGAACAGGUCCGAGUCUCCCUCUUCCACACACCCAACCUCCGCGGGCUCCUCCGGCUCCUUAUCCCUGAGCGCUUCAAUGAGACCAUCGGCCUCCAGCACAUCAAGGUGUACCUCUUUGACAACAGCGUCAUCUUGAGCGGCGCAAACCUGAGCGACUCCUACUUCACCAACCGGCAGGACCGCUACGUGUUCUUGCAGGACUGUCCCGAGAUAGCCGACUUCUUCACGGAGCUGGUGGACGCGGUGGGGGACGUGUCCCUGCAGUUGCAGGGGGACGACACGGUGCAGGUGGUGGAGGGCAUGGUGCAUCCUUACAGAGGUGACCGGGCUGCUUAUUGCAAGGCUGCCAACAAGAGGGUGAUGGAUGUGAUCAACUCAGCCAGGACCCGCCAGCAGAUGCUGCACACCCAGACCUUCCACAGCGACUCCCUUUUGACCCAUGAAGAUGCAGCAGCUGCUGGUGACCGGAGGCCGGCCCCGGACACCUGGAUUUACCCGUUGAUUCAGAUGAAGCCUUUUGAGAUUCAGAUCGACGAGAUUGUCACCGAGACCCUGCUGACCGAGGCUGAGCGAGGUGCUAAGGUCUACCUCACCACCGGCUACUUCAACCUGACCCAGGCCUACAUGGACCUGGUCUUGGGCACGCGGGCCGAGUACCAGAUCCUGCUGGCCUCACCGGAGGUGAACGGCUUCUUCGGGGCCAAGGGGGUGGCAGGCGCCAUCCCGGCCGCCUACGUGCACAUCGAGCAGCAGUUCUUCAGUGAGGUGUGCAGCCUGGGGCAGCAGGCACGGGUGCAGCUGCAGGAGUACUGGCGGAGGGGCUGGACAUUUCAUGCCAAAGGUACAUGGCAGCUGGCCAGAAGCCGGCCCACACAGGACAGCCGGGGGACAGGCCUCUGGCUGUACCUGACAGGGAGCAGCCUGCCCUGUCUCACGUUGAUUGGCUCUCCUAAUUUUGGGUACAGGUCAGUUCACCGGGACCUGGAGGCCCAGAUCGCCAUCGUGACGGAGAGCCGGGCCCUGCAGCAGCAGCUUCACCAGGAGCAAGAGCAGCUCUACCUGAGGUCAGGUGUGGUGUCCUCUGCCACCUUUGAGCAGCCGAGUCGGCAGGUGAAGCUGUGGGUGAAGAUGGUGACCCCACUGAUUAAGAACUUCUUCUGAGGACAACAGGGAUGGCCUUGAUGAAGAUGACAGGCAUGGCUGGCGUCAGCUCCUUCAGCCGUGCUUCGGCGAUGACUCCGGUCUGGGUGUCCCAGCGAGCUCCUGUGGGGACAGGGCGGCCGUGACAAGAAGGACCCAGCGAGAAAUCAGGUGGAAGACCUAAACAGACAUCUCCCCAGAGGAGACACACAGACGCCCAACAGGCACACAGGAAGGUGCCUGACGUCGCUAAGCAUCAGAGAGAUGCAAAUCAGAAGCACAGCGAGGUACCACCUCCCCCCAGCCAGAACGGCCGUCACUACAGAGUCCUCAGACGGUGAGUGCCGGAGAGGCUGUGGAGGCAAGGAGCCCUCCCGCACCGCUGGUGGGAGUGUGAUUUGGUGCAGCCACCGUGGGGAACAGUAUGGAGGCUUCUUACAAAGUUAAAACAGAGCCACCAUAUGACCCAGCAAUCCCACUCCUGGGCAUGUAUCUGGAAAAGACGGAAACUCUAAUUCAAAAAGACACACCUCAGUGCUCACAGCAGCACUGUUUACAACAGCCAAGACAUGGAAGCCACUUAAGUGUCCAUCGACAGAUAAUUAGAUAAAGAAGAUGUGGUGGAUAUGCACACGAUGGAAUAUUACUCAGCCAUAAAAAUUAAUGCCAUUCGCAUUAUUUGGAUGGACCUAGAGAUUAUCCAUAUAAGUGAAGUCAGUCAGACAAAGACAAAUAUGAUAUCGCUUGUAUGUAAAAUCUAAAAAUACUACAAGUGAAUCUAUAUGUAAAACAAACAGACUCAGAUGCAGAAAGCAAACUCAUGGUUACCAAAGGGGGAAGUGAGGAGGGGGAGGGAUAAAUCAGGAGUCUGGGGUUAACAGACACUACUGUAUAUAAAAUGGAUAAACAGGGACCCACUGUACAGCACAGGGAACUAUGUUCAAUAUUCUGUAAUGACCUGUAAUGGAAAACAGUCUGGAAAAAAAAUGACUGGAUCACUUUGCUUUCCCCCUGAAACUGACACAACAUUGUACAUCAACUAUACUUCAGUUUAAAAAUUAACUGAUUUUAAGAAAAGGAGCGUGAGUGAGACCAACAGCAGGUGGGCAGUGCCGGUCAGCAGAGGGGCCCCCCUUGCCCCCAUCCACAGCCCUUGGCUCUGUCAGAGGCCGUCCUGGGGGCCUCCCAGCAAAUACCUGGGGUGCCCGCUGGGCAUCUGUGCCCCUUGUCCUCACCCGAGGCUGCCAGGGGCCCUCACGUGGCUGUGGCUUCUACUCUGAGUGACCAUCAGCCCAGCUGCCGUCCCCCCAACCCCAGUGUGCUCCGGCCGGGGUGUGAGGGUGUGGGCCCCCCAAGACCAUGUCUUACCUUCUCCUCAAUCUCGCUGGCCGUGUGUUUGGUGGUUUCCAGAUUCUCUACUAGGGCAGUGUCCCCCAGGAAGCUCCCCGACGCGGCUGACAGCCGGGCCAGCAGGGAGUCUUCCAGUGCCUUCAGGACAAUCUUAAAUUCAUUUUGUGACUUGGUGAGGUUUGCCUGCAGGAGAGGCAGAGACCCCGGCAGGGAAAUCAGUCACAGCCUGGCCUCCCCUGUUGGGGGGCCCCUCUACAGCUGCGACAGGGCCCCAGGACUCGGACCGGGAGGAACACAGCAAGCCUGGACGAACGGGUCAGGAGUGGGACCUCCAGAACGGCCUGGGACCCCUGUGAGCCCACGUGAGUGGCUCGGACCGCCAAGAGUGUUUACCCCACUCUGGCUGCACGUCUCACUCACCGGGAGCCUCUGCAGAAACGCUCUAGCCUGGGCUCCACCCCAAAGCCAUUAACAUCACAAAGACCCAACACACCUAUUCAGAACAUCCUCGGAGCUCCUAACAGGGCCCAGGUGGGAACCAGGUCUGCUAAUCCACUGUUGGGAGGUGCUCGCUCCAGCUCCCUGCCCUGCUCUCCCCUCCUACUGGCCAAGUUCACUUUUGGGGGGCCUUUAACAUCACCCCCUGGGUAUCAGCACUCAUUCUGGGCCGUUCUCAGAGUCUUGGAUAUCAGCAUAUUUAUCUGCCUCCUCCGUUUCGGGCUUCUGCGUGCACCUGUGUUUACCCGUGGCUCCGAUCAACUCUGACCUUUACAUCUGUUAAGUUGACCUGAUGUUUCUAAUAUCGGAGUAAUACAAGCUCAAUGUAUCAACCAAUGACUGGAUGAACAAAAUGUGGCAGCUGCACAUGAUGAAAUAUUAUUCAGCCACAAAAAAAGCACAUAGUACAGAUGCUCGCUCCAACUCAGAGGAACCUUGAACACAGCACAGAGAGACGCCAGCCGAGAACAGACACCUAUUGUAGGAUCCCAUUGAUACGAACCGCCCAGAACAUGCAGAUCCCUACGGACAGCAGACUGGUGGCUUCCGGGGGCUGGGGGUGGGGACGUGGGGAGUGAGUGCUUAAAAAGUAAGGGGCUCCCUCUGGGGUGAUGAGAGUGUUUUGGAACAAGGUAGGGGUGAUGGCUGCACAACACUGUGAAUGUCCAAAAUGCCACUGAACUGGUCACUUUAAAACGGUUAAUUUUACAUCAUAGGACUCUCACCUGAAUAGAAAGGAAUAGUAAUACAACUCAAGGCUGGCAAAAUGCAUAGAAGCAGAAACACAGAACACGACCGUUAAGGAGCGCCCUCUGCAGGUCCAGAGGCCAGACCCCACCCCUGAGGACGCCGAUGCGGGUGAAACCCCAGAGCAGACCCCGCAACUCACUUUCCCUUUUUGAUCGUGUUCCUGCCCAGCAGAGGGUCCAGCACGGGGUCCACAGUCUCGCCAAUGUUCUCAAUGAGCAAGGUGUCGCCUUCUGAGAUGGCCUGCUCGAUGAUGUCCAGGGGAGCUCCGGGCUUCUCCAGAAAUCAGCCCUGGGCUGGCAGGAGUUGAGGUGAAAACAGAGCCGCGUGUGACUGUGGAGCCAGACAGUCCACGUCUGCGUCCCCUCCCAUCGCCCAGCUGCAUUGUGGCCACUGUUUCUCGAGAGGAGGGGAGGUGGAUGGUGGCCUGCAGCGCCCCCGGCCGGCAGGACCAACCCAGCAGAGCCCAGCUGGGCGUCCACGAUGAGGGGCCAGCGCUCCGUGUUGCACAGGAUGGUGGCGUUCUCCGUGGACAUGCGGUCGCUGGGGAGCCCCUGGUUGUUCCAGGUGGCCACGUCCGCAUCGUCGGUCAGCAGGCUCAAGGGGUCCAGACCCUCCGUGAUCGGGAUGGGGGCCUGCCGAGGGGGCGACACGGCCUGACUCAUCGCUCGACGGAAAACAGCUCUCCCGGUAACCCUGCUAUUAGAUGGUGGCUGCUGGGCCACCUGAAGGUGGUGGGGGGCAGGGGGCGAAGAUGGCGUCUCCCUGAUGGAGCAGCUGGGAACCCAGCCAGAGAGGAUGUCGGCAUGGGCCACACUGGGCCACUGGCUACACCCCGAAUGGCUGGCUGGAGCCUCCGUCGCAGGAGUGCAGGCGCUGAUGUCACCUGGACACUGAUGCUAGCUGACCACAUCACCCGCGGGCGGAGGAUGCUGCCUGGACGUCACUGAGCACACGCUUUGGGCUGGAGGAAGCCGGGUGGUGGCCACCUGGCCCUGCACAGAGUGCAAACCCCGGGAGUCUGAGAGCGCCGACACAUUUAUGAAAGUGUGGGUGCCUGACGAGGCCCCCUGAGGUCUGUCUUCAGCAUCAGCCAAGCAGCCCUUCCUCCCAUGGACCAAAAAACCAUUCUGUCUGGACAGAGGGGAGUCCACAUCCCGCUGGAGGCCAGUCAUGCAGCCUGGGGACCUCCCAGGGUCCCCCACAUCACACUGACAACAACCACUCAGCGGUCGCCAACCCAUGGGAGAGGAGAAAACACAACCAGAAGCCACACCCUGGAACUGGCGCCACCCCCUGCCCUGUGCCAGGCUCCCAGCCUCGCUUUUGAAAGUAUGAAAAGAAAGCCCUGAAGCUGUGCUGCCCACUGGGCGGCUGCAAGCCACACGCGGUUGCCUGGGCUGUGGCGGGCCUGAGCUGAGACGGGCCGUAGGCAUAAACACACGGACUUUGGGGCUCAGAGCCAGAGCAGGCACGUGAACCCUCUCAGUGAUCAUUCUUACAUUGAUUGAUCUGCGUCAGAACGAUCAGAUUUGGGUUAAGUCAAAUAUAGCAUCAACAUUGAUUCCGUUUCCCUGUGCGGUUUCAAGGUGCCUACUGGAAACCUGUACCCGUAUAAACCAUAAAACAGAAGCGUGCUGAGAUGACCCUGGAGACGCUGUGCACGUGGUUGAGAGUGGGCCCUAGCGGGACCCCACCCAAAAUGAGCCUCAGUGGACACCAGGUCCCAGGAAGCCCUGGGGAAGGUCGUGUUUCCUGAAGAUCACCGAGUAGGUCCCAUGUGGAGGGUUACCAGCUCCCAGAUGGGGAGGCGCCAGUUAACAAUUAGUGGGUUUAUUCUCAUGACUUUGUGCUGAAAAAGUGGGGGUUGUGGCAUUGAUGCCUCAACCUCGGGCUUAUCCCCUGUGCCCCCCACAAGAGCCAUUCUGUGGGCUCGUCCCUUUCAAGGGGUCUAGGGACAGGAGGGGGCCUGCGGGACUGGGGGCAGGGGGAGCAAGGCACCUGUUAGCCAACGAGAUCACCCUAUUGGUGGAGUCUGCCUCCUGCUGACACUUGAUUUUCUCCGCAGUUGCUUUUUCAAACGCUGAUGUCAGGUUGCUAAGGUUGGCAUUGAGUUCCUGGAGGAAUAAGACGGAAAGGCCCUGAAAUGAGGGGUCCCCAUGGGGCCGGAGGGCACGGAGCACAGGACACGGGCCGCCUCCUGGGGUGAUCGGGGCCCAAUGUCAGCCUGCAGGCUCUCUCUCGCCCCUGAAUGACUCAUGGCAGAGACCGAGCCAACCUCUUUUAAAGGGAGACAUGGACUGGCCUGCGCGCAGGGGCUCCGGGGCUCACGGGGGCGGGCUGGGCACGCACUCACCGCGAUCUUAUUUUUGAUGCGGGAGAGCUUCUCCUGUGCUUCUGCCAGCUCGGCAUUGGCCUCCUCCAGCGCCUGCCUCUUGGGGGCCACGUCGCAGUAGACCUCGUAGAAGCGCACGAUGUUGAUGCACCAGGAGCACAGGCCCGCGGCGGCCGUGGAUUUGGAGCGGACGAACUCGGGGUCGAAGGUGGGGUUGCCCUGGUAGGGCCUGGAGGGGGACAGUGGGUGACGGGGGCCAGUCCCUUCCCAGCUCUGUGACCAUCAGCGGCUCUGGCCCAGAUUAUGAGCCAGAGCAGGGGGAGCAUGUUUAACUUUCUUUUGCAUCUUAACAAUUACAUUAAGAAGAAAAGAAUGAAAGAAUUCUGGCCUUUGAAGUAGAAUUUGGGGUGUGCACGGGAACAGGAAGUUGUGAUUUACAGUCCCAUGUUCUAGAUGAUGGAAGAAAACCAGCAUUUCUUUAA
This is a messenger RNA of Camelus dromedarius (Arabian camel), 7122 nucleotides long. RefSeq names its product phosphatidylglycerophosphate synthase 1 (gene PGS1). Gene Ontology annotation, biological process: cardiolipin biosynthetic process. The record is from RefSeq and is a predicted model, not a curated record. NCBI's taxonomy places the organism in Eukaryota, Metazoa, Chordata, Mammalia, Artiodactyla, Camelidae. Bases 16 to 1731 code for a protein of 571 amino acids. Gene Ontology annotation, cellular component: mitochondrion. The transcript is spliced from 16 exons. Gene Ontology annotation, molecular function: CDP-diacylglycerol-glycerol-3-phosphate 3-phosphatidyltransferase activity.